AUUCUCUGCCUGCAAGCCUCUUCAGCAGCAGCUGGACAUUCUCUGCUUCUCUCUCCCUUCCUUACUCCCUGCCCUGCUUCCAAUCAUGCCGGCUCAAUUGAUGCCUGAGAAAACGCUUCAAGGCCUCCAUGUCUUGGCUAGGGACAACAAUCCUCCCUCCUCUAAAAGGCUGGAGGGAAAAAUUGCAAUUGUCACAGGCGGGGCCAGAGGAAUUGGGGAGGCAACAGUCAGGCUUUUCGCUAGACAUGGUGCAAAGGUAGUCAUUGCAGAUGUUGAGGACAAGGCUGGAACUGCGCUUGCUGACUCCUUAGCUCCUUGUGUUACUUUUGUUUAUUGUGAUGUUAGCUUGGAAGGAGACAUCGAAAACUUAAUUGACUCGAUUAUUUUACGUUAUGGACGGAUUGAUAUUCUUUUUAACAAUGCCGGGGUGCUCGGAGAUCAGAAAAAGCACAAGAGCAUUGUUGAUUUCGACAUCGAUGAGUUUGAUAGUGUUAUGCGGGUGAACGUGAGAGGGGUGGCGCUAGGAAUGAAGCAUGCGGCGAGAGUGAUGAUUCCCAGAGGAGGUGGGUGCAUUAUUUCAACGGCUAGCGUAGCCGGAGUCAUGGGAGGGCUCGGUCCGCAUGCGUACACAGCUUCGAAGCACGCCAUUGUCGGGCUCACAAAGAACACAGCUUGUGAGCUAGGCCGGUAUGGGAUCAGAGUUAAUUGCAUUUCUCCAUUUGGGGUGGCUACGUCCAUGCUUGUUAAUGCAUGGAGGAGCAGUGCUGCCAGUGAUGAAGAAGAGGAGGGGGAAUGCAUGAAUUGGGGGAGUCCAUUUGAGCAGGAAGUGGAGAAGAUGGAGGAGUUUGUGAGAGAGCUCGCCAGUCUGAAAGGUCCAACUCUGAGGGCAAAAGACAUAGCAGAGGCUGCUCUAUACCUUGCUAGUGAUGAAUCCAAGUAUGUGAGUGGUCAUAACCUUGUUGUGGAUGGAGGAGUUACCACAUCAAGAAAUUGCGUUGGCCUGUAAUAACAAUAGAUUCACCAUCCUAUUGUAUUGCUUUCAGUUUUCAACUCA
This is a messenger RNA of Theobroma umbraticum, 1054 nucleotides long. RefSeq names its product short-chain dehydrogenase reductase 2a-like. Gene Ontology annotation, molecular function: oxidoreductase activity, acting on the CH-OH group of donors, NAD or NADP as acceptor. NCBI's taxonomy places the organism in Eukaryota, Viridiplantae, Streptophyta, Magnoliopsida, Malvales, Malvaceae. The record is from RefSeq and is a predicted model, not a curated record.